Molecule: messenger RNA, 795 nt
Organism: Aspergillus welwitschiae
Lineage: Eukaryota; Fungi; Ascomycota; Eurotiomycetes; Eurotiales; Aspergillaceae
Exons: 7
Coding region: 1-795 (264 amino acids)
Source: RefSeq, a predicted model, not a curated record
AUGGUGGUUGUGCCAGGUAUGGUGCUAAUACGCCCGUACUUGGAGGCUCGAACCUUCGUUCUGUGCACGUGGUUGCUGGAAGCUCAUCCAGCGGAAGAUACGUUCGAUGCUUCAGCUGAAGAUGGUCAGAUCGAUGCCGAGAUGGACACGGUUGAGCCAUCUGGCGAGAGUCGACCUGAGAAAAGUUCAAGCGUUGGAGAUGAAUAUCGAACCUUCGUCCGCUCCAACACUAAUGCAGAUGUUACCAUGAGUACCGCCCGGCUGAACGAGGUGGUGGAAGCUGCGCCUGGUACUGAUGAUGAAAAGCUUCUCUUCCGUCGCCAAUUUCUUCGCAAGCAUAUUUUCACUAAGGAGUGUGAUACCAAUAUGAUCUCAUACCCUAUGCACGUGGCCGCUGAAAGCAACAUUAUCUCAGUAAGCAACCGGACUGAGGAUGCUGAGGGGCAGUUCAACCACCGCAAGAGGCGCACGAUGCUUCGGUUGAAGAUGACCAUCUCGAUAUCGAGAUGGCUACGGCUGGAUGACAUGGGACUUGUCGAGUCUAUUUUGUCUGGUGGUCAGACACCCAGGAACACCGUUGCUUUCACCGAUCUGCAGCAAGUCCCAUCACCUGCCACCCCACUUGAGGGCAAUGAUGCAACGAGCGACAUCUGGGCGGUGGUGCCCGAAGCACACCAGUUGGAUGAUGAGUUGCAUUUUUGCAAGAUCGGAGGCUUCAAGUGGAUGCGGGUACCUGUCGAUAAAGCUCACACCUCAUCGCGGUGCUGGAAUCUAGUAGCCCUGUGGCGAAGCUAA